Cydia amplana is the source of this 2179-nucleotide messenger RNA. RefSeq names its product optineurin (gene key). NCBI's taxonomy places the organism in Eukaryota, Metazoa, Arthropoda, Insecta, Lepidoptera, Tortricidae. The record is from RefSeq and is a predicted model, not a curated record. The coding region runs from base 133 to 2166 and encodes 677 amino acids. The transcript has 15 exons. Gene Ontology annotation, molecular function: K63-linked polyubiquitin modification-dependent protein binding. Gene Ontology annotation, cellular component: nucleus; cytoplasm. Gene Ontology annotation, biological process: regulation of canonical NF-kappaB signal transduction.
UGUUGAGUUUCUGUGUAUUUUGCGGCGUUAAUAUAAAUAUUCUAGUGCAUUUCAAACCAGAUUGGAAGAAAGUGUCUACAGGUAGUCACACUCCGCAUUUACUUACCUAAAACCACCGUUAAAUGUGUGAAAAUGGCCUUGAAUCCUGAGACAAUUGAGGAAGACUCCUUUAUUAUCCUGGGUACUUCCCCGGGCACUAGUUUGGACAUAAAGUGCAACGGCAACGGCGUAGUGAGCGAUGGGCCUCUGAACAAGUCUCAGAUCGAGGAUGCCAUGAAGGACCUGUCUACUGAGGCCAGCAUGGCAUUUAAGGCCACAUUCAAGCUCGGUGAUUGUCCAUCACCAGCGUCCCUAAUGGUGGCCAGCACCAUAAUCUCCGAAGACAAGAGCACCGAAGAACUCCAGAAGCGCUUCGGAGAGAUUCUCGACGAGAAUGUGCUUCUCAAAGAGACAUUGAAGCAGAAUAAUGAUUCUAUGAAAGAGCAGUUCUGUCUGAUAGCAUCGUGUCAGGAGGACAUGAUGAAGACUCAUUCGCUGCAUAAGGAGAAGUUUGAUGAGACUAGGGAACUGGUGGAAAAGCUACGCCAAGAAAACAAGAAACUGAAGCAAGAGAUAGCUCAGCUGAAAGAGACGAAAGUGAACACUGAGACCGGAGAGGAAGACAAAGUGAAAUCGGGCCCCCCGUCCGCCGUCGAGUUCGUGACGUGCCCCGAUGACGACACCAUUAAUAAGCUGACAGCGCAGUUGGAGCUGGUCGAGAAACAACGACGUCAGGUAAUAGUUGACAACGAGAAACUUACCUGGCAGAAAGAAUCUCUGGAACAUAUUGUGGACGCCACGUCCAAAGAACGAGACGACCUUAAGGAAAAACUUAAAGAUGUCGAGUUGCAACUUUCCGGCAAAGACAGUGACUAUGCAGCAGAGAUGCACAUGUUAAAGUGCACCAUACAAGACCUCCAGGGCCGACUGCAGUCUUCCAGCAGCAUUACGAGCCAGUCUUCUGAGGAGAUCAAAAGGCGCGACUCUUUGAUUCUGCAGUUGGAAACCAAGUUGUCUGCCCUCCAGAGCGAAUACAAAGCUUCCCAGUUGAAGGUCCUCGAACUGGAGAACGUUAAGAUGGAAUUUUCGAAACACAAAUCCGGAAUGGCCGAGAUAGUGAAAAUAUACAAGGACCAAAUACAAGAUCUCCACAACAGGCUUAAGGAUGCACAGAUCACGCUGUUCCAGCCAGUCCGUCUGUCCAUCAGUCCGGACUCUGAGAGCCCCGGCGAGUUCAGUAGCUACCUCGCCAAUGUCAAACUGUAUGACAGGACACUGAAGCAUUUAGCCGAGCUGCUAAACGGCUUAGUUCAUGGUGCAUCGGACAGCCUAGUACAAACGAUAGGCGUUGUAGCGAGCCUCCACGAUUUGAAGCUUGAGCGAGCGAGCGCCGACCAGGUCCGCGCCGGGUUGGGUGAAGUCAGGCAACAGUUGGACAAGCAGUAUAGCAACGCGCUCAACAACAUUGGCCAAGUACGUAGCACUCUGACAAUAUUUGAAGGCAUCUUCAAAGACUACAACGAGUUGCUGAAGAAAUCGGUCACAAUGCAAAAUAAACCUUCAAACGGUCCUAAUGUAGAGGCGCUGACCACAGCGCUGCUCGCUAGAGGGCAGGAGGUAUCGGCUCUUACCCUAGAGCUGAAUACAUUGCAACAGCAAAAAGAAGAGGUUGAUGUACUGAAAGCGCAGUUGGAACUGUACAAGAGUGACUUCGAAGCAGAGCGCACGGCGCGUGAGAUGAUGGCCGUGGAGAAGGAACACAUCCUCACGGAUCUGCGCACCAGCCAGCGCCGCAACCAGGAGCUCAUGCAGAAACUAGAACAGAACCCGGCCGUUUCCAGCAACAGCAUGAGCCCUCAAAACCGACCUCAUACACGCGCCACCGGAUCUCGACCGACCACUGUCAUCCGAACUGCGACCCCCAGCUCACCAUCAUCCAUUUCUACGCAGGGCAACACUACCGGCAAUAUGGUCCGGAAAAAAAAGAAGUUAUCCAACGAGCCACCAGCACCAGAGGAGCCUAAACAAGUGACUCCGCCGCCGCUGCGUUUCGACUGCCCGGUGUGCGACCAGCCUUUCAAGACGCUCGUUUUGUUACAGCAACAUGUUGAACACUGCCUGUUGUAGGGUUUAUAGUGCG